Molecule: messenger RNA, 3316 nt
Organism: Clarias gariepinus (North African catfish)
Lineage: Eukaryota; Metazoa; Chordata; Actinopteri; Siluriformes; Clariidae
Product: lysosomal acid phosphatase-like
Exons: 12
Coding region: 119-1630 (503 amino acids)
Biological process (GO): lysosome organization; dephosphorylation
Cellular component (GO): lysosome
Molecular function (GO): acid phosphatase activity
Source: RefSeq, a predicted model, not a curated record
CUUUGCAGACUCAUAUCUUCCAGCCGUUACACACUUCAAAGGGAACUUCAAGCAGAUCGGAGCGCAGCCUUUAUGAGGUCGCUUCUAUUGUAAAUUGAGCUGCGUCCGUGAUUAAAACAUGGGAUCAUGCAUUUUUAUCACCUUGGCUUUGUUUGUCUUUGGAAAUUCGGUUGGAUCCACUGAAGAUACACUUAGAUUUGUAACAGUUUUAUUUCGCCAUGGAGACCGUUCCCCAGUCAACGCCUAUCCAAAUGACCCUCACAAUGAGAGCGCAUGGCCACAGGGGUUUGGACAGCUUUCUCUGGAAGGAAUGAAGCAGCACUUUUACCUGGGCCAGUUACUGAGGAAACGCUACACAGGUUUCCUGAGUGAAAGCUAUUCUCGUUUUGAGAUUGCUGUACGAAGUUCGGAUUAUGAUCGCACUAUUAUGAGUGCUGCCUCAAAUCUUGCUGGUCUUUAUCACAAUGACCCAAGGAUGAUUCAUCCAGAUUUGCACUGGCGGCCUAUACCAAUACACACAGUCCCCCUGGAUGAGGAGAAGCUACUGUCCUUUCCUAUGGCAAACUGCCCACGCUACGAACAGCUUAUGAAUGAGACAGAAAAUUCAGAAAUUUACCAGAAGAAGAACGAAGAAAACAAAGAUUUCCUGAAGACGCUGCGGAAUAAAACUGGGCUGGAUUCACUUUCUCUUAAGACAGUGUGGAAAGUCUACGACACACUUUCCGCUGAGGAGCAUAAUAAUCUAUCCCUUCCACGCUGGGUGACUCCAGAGGUGAUGAAGAAAUUGAAGGUGCUGAAUGACUUUUCCUACGAGAUCUUUUUUGGCAUCUAUAAAAGGGAGGAGAAAUGCAAGCUACAGGGAGGUGUCUUGCUGGAUCGAAUUAUUAAGAACCUAACGGCUGCAGCUACUUUAAACUCACCUCAGCAGCUGAAGAUGAUCAUGUAUUCUGCACAUGACACAACCAUUCUAGCACUUCAAGAGGCACUUAAUGUGUCUAAUGGAUUAGCGCCACCAUUUGCUUCCUGCCACAUAUUCGAACUUCACCAGGAUCCUGAUGGAUCAUUCUCUGUGAAAAUGUUUUAUCAUAAUGAAAGCUCUGUGGCCAAGCUAUACAAUUUAACUUUACCCGGAUGUGCCCAUCAAUGCCCCCUGCAGGAGUUCAUUGAACUCACACGUUCAGUGAUUCCAAAAGAUUGGGACGAGGAGUGCCAGAUCAAGCCACAUGAAAGUGAUAAAGACAAUGAGACAAAGCUACUGUGUAGCUUUUUGGAUAAUUGGACACAUGAGGUCCCUGUGAAUAUGUCCUCCUCUGCUUACUCCAUUCGCCUAAUUCAAAGGCCCAGAACGGUCAUUAUUACGUGGUUUAAUUACAAAAAGCAGCAGAAGACAUUGAAUGUGGCCAGGAGAAAUGAAGAUGUGAGAUACGUGAAUCCACGAGUUAUCUUCUUUCCGGAUCUGUCAGCGGAGACUCUGCAGAACCGGCAAUAUUUUGCUCGAGUGAAAGCCCAGUUUCGGGCGUUGACUCGCUGUGGCAUGCAAGCUCAUGUGAUUAUCAAAUAUAACAAGAAAUGUAUGAGUUUUAAAACCAUUGCAGACGCAGAAGCCUACAUUAAAAGUGUCCGAGUUUAAUUUUUUUAUUUUACCUGAAAUACCAAUACAUUUCCUUCCUUCCCUUCCUUUCUUCCUUCCUUCCUUCCUUUAUUUUUACCACCUGAAGUAGGCAUAAGAUAUUUUUAUGUGAUUGUGUCUUACAUAUAGGGGAAUAAUGUCUGAAUGUCAAAAUAAAGCGGAACAAUUACAAGGACUCAUAAAGCACAUGCUGUGUAAAAAAAAAAAGAUAAAAAGUCUGACAGCAUCAUGGUUAAAUGCCAAAUGUUAUUCUAUAGCAUAUUUCUGUUAAAUUUUCUGUACUUGUUUUUUUUCUAACUUUGGUAUAAUUCAAGAUUUUUAUCAUUAUAAAAACAUCUUGCAACAGUUAAAAAGUAUGAAAAUGCUGCAAAAACAAAAAUUGGAUUUUUGCAUGUUAGAAUGUUAGUCAUAUUUACAAUUACAGCAAACUCCUGUUUAUAAUAAUUUUCGGUCUAAUAAUGCCAUGUAACAUUCACAUUAUUACAUUAUUUACAUUAUUAAUUACUGAUUCACAUUAUUCUAUGUAAACAGAUCUCAUAUGUCAUUUUACAAGCAUAUUCAAAUAAAUAAAAAAAUCUUUUAAUAAUAUCUUAACAUUUGAUACAUUGGAGGACCGAAACCAGUCUCAGAAAAUUUUCUGUCUGUAUGUCCAUAUGUCUAUCUGUAUGUCUGUCCAGACAAAUUUUGUCACAGCAUCGCACAAAACUGGCUGAAUAGAACGAAAAAAGAAUUUUGCCGUAGGUAUUUGCCUGCAGCUUAACCUGUGCUCUAAACGAAACUAAAAUGAUGUGUUGAUUACAACCAGAUGUUGAUGUGUUGAUGUGCCAGAUUACAAACCGGAAGUUAUAACAGCAUACUGCACAUGCGUCAAACUGUAGGGAUGUUUUAAAUCAACUGUAAUAACAUUUUUGCAUUAUUUGGAUAUCUGCCUGAAAUUUAACCUUCACCAUAAGUGAAAUCAACCUACUAAGACAUGGCUGUCCACCUUUACGAACAAGCUGGGUAAAGAGAGCAUUAAUCAGUCUGUAGAGAACAUGAGCUGAGUAUUAGCAAAAGAAAUGUAACCAACCAGAUCAGGAUAGAGCUUGUAUUGGAACAUAGGCUUCUAUCAAUAUUGCAAAAAUUGUUUGCUAAUACAGUAUACAAUGUUCUAAAAGACCAAGUAAAGACCAAGUUCAAGAUAUCCAUUCUUGGUGGUUGAUGAAGCAAGUACACAAGCAUACAUUGACAAAUAUUAGUGAAACAUUUCUGGUAAUCCUGCCAAAAGAUUUGUGGCUAAACUCACGCUAAAUUUGGAAUGGGGAAGAUGUGUCAAGAACCAAAAAGGUUGAACACAACUUCGGCCAGUGAUCCCUCAAAAGUUUCAGAGUUUAUGUUUUCUGAUAUGGAUAAUGUGAAUCAGUUUUAUUUUUUGAACAAUGAUGUUGCAGUUGUGCAAUUGCAUUAUGCAGAUGACACUAAUAAAACCUGGCAAUGUUAAUGUAUUGCUAUUUUACUACAGCAUAUGUGAGACUCGAAUUGUACAAUUUGAUUGAUCAAUUGAAGGAAAUAUGUUUAUACACUUAUACUGACAAUACUGAUGUUUGAUGCAAGAUGUUUUAAAGUUCUUACACUCAUUUUGCAUCGCUUUCUUGUAAGUCAAAAACUAUCCACACUCUGGUUAUAUUAAAAUAUCUGUUGGCUGCA